This is a messenger RNA of Capsicum annuum, 5939 nucleotides long. Its product is annotated as protein LYK5-like. Gene Ontology annotation, biological process: protein phosphorylation. The coding region runs from base 496 to 2331 and encodes 611 amino acids. The transcript has a single exon. Lineage: Eukaryota; Viridiplantae; Streptophyta; Magnoliopsida; Solanales; Solanaceae. The record is from RefSeq and is a predicted model, not a curated record. Gene Ontology annotation, molecular function: protein kinase activity; ATP binding.
AGGAAAAAUAAAAAGAAAAGUAGAAGAAGACUUAAAUGCAUAAAGACUAGAAGACUUAAAUGCAUAAAGACUAAGUCAUGUUCCUUGGUCAUUUAGAGUAGAGUACGAAUAUUUGCAUAAAAAAAACCAGGUGUUGAGUAUCUUUCGUUUGAAGUUUUCAUAGCAAGAAUUGUGCAAAUUUGAGUGUGUUAUAUGCAUUAUCCAAACUCAAAAUUUCUAAACUCAAUUCUUCUGAUGUCCCUUGAAUGGGAACAUAAGAAUAUUAACACUUCUUAAUAAUAGGAUGACACAUCUGCUUUUUUUUUUUUUAAAUAUUCCCACUUGACUUUGUAGUCUUCUAAUAGGAUGACACAUUCCUCUUUAGCUUAAACAAAUUUUCUGAAUCAAAUAACUCUGAAUGAGACAUAUAUUUAUAAAAUUUAAUAACGUUUAACGCGUUUAUACUUGUAAAUAAUCCAGAAAAAUAUAUUAAACAAGACCAAUUCCUCCAUAUUCAUGUACUUAAUCAAGAAAACAAGAGUCAUGAAUUGGCUACUGAAUACUCUCUGCAUACUAAAUUUUCUAAUUUCAUGCACUAAAUCUCAACAAGAGUACUCAGGUAAUUCAGUGUUGAAUUGCAACAACAUAUAUGAAACAAGUUACGCGUGUAACAGCAGAAAUUCAACUUGUCAGGCAUUUCUCAUAUUCAGGGCUAGGUAUCCCUACAAUUCAGUCCCUGGAAUUGCUGCUCUCCUGUCUUCAAACAUAUCCGAGGUUGCACGUACCAACAAUGUCACGAGGCUUACUGUCUUCGCGGCAGACAAGGAGGUUGUAAUUCCGGUGGACUGUUCGUGUUCAGGUUUGUAUUAUCAAGCCACAACCAUGUACUAUAUCCCAGCUCUUAUUGAAACAUACUUUAUGAUAGCAAAUAAUACUUACCAAGGAUUAUCAACCUGUAAUGCACUAUUACGUCGAAAUAAAUAUGGUGAGUUCAGUUUGAGACCUGGUCUUGAGUUGCUAGUUCCUCUCAGGUGUGCCUGUCCAACGGGAAAACAAGCUGAAAAAGGCUCAAAGUAUUUGAUGACUUAUUCAAUUGACGUUGGCGAUGACAUCCUUAAAGUUAGCAAAAGAUUUAAUGUAAGCGUUAGGAACAUAGUCGAAGCAAACAGAUUCUUGAGUGAAAAUUCUGUUUUAUAUCCUUUUACGACCAUUCUAAUCCCCCUGCCUUCUGAACCAUUGAAUUUAGAUACCGGAGAUGAGAAUCAUACGAAGCCAAUAAGGUCUCUUUCACCUCCACCUGCAACUAACGUUUCAAAGGGAAAAUCAAAGAGAAAUCUUUACAUAGGUAGUGGAGUUGCAACUGGUUUUAUCCUGUUACUGCUUGUGGUUUCUUGGGUCAUCUUUCUUGCUUUGUUUAAGAAGAAGGCCAGAGAAGUUCCGCAGAUGUCUUCAAGUCAUGAAGACAUCCUCGUUGAGAUAGCGAACAUUGAUCAUGUCCCUAAAGUCUUCAAGUUCAAAGAAUUGAAGCAUGCUACACGAAACUUUGGCUCCAAGAACCGGAUAAAGGGAUCUGUAUACUGGGGAGUGUUUAGAGGAGAAAUGUUAGCAGUCAAAAUGGCGAUCACGGAUAUAUAUAAAGAAGUGAACAUGCUGCAUAAGAUCAAUCACUUCAAUCUAAUAAAGCUUUGUGGCUAUUGCGAACAUAAAGGUUGCUUCUUUCUUGUUUUUGAAUACAUGAAAAAUGGUUCUCUCAGAGAAUGGCUGACCAGAACCAAGUCUCGAGAGACCAUAAGUUGGAAAAAAAGGAUUCAGAUCGCGUUGGAUGUAGCUAAUGGACUUCAUUAUCUUCACAACUUUACCAAACCAGGCUACAUCCACAAGAACAUCAACAGUGGAAACAUUCUCCUCGACAGCAACUUAAGAGCAAAGAUUGGAAAUUUCAGUCUUGCUAAAGAAACGGAUACAUCAGGCACGACUUGGGAACUUGUGGGAACGACAGGAUACAUGGCACCUGAGUAUGUUGAGGCAGGGUCAGUGACCUCCAAGAUGGACAUUUAUGCCUUUGGAAUUGUACUGUUGGAAUUAGUCACCGGAAAAGAUGCUGUAAUUGUAGAGGAAAGUGGAGAAAUUCUGCUUUCUGCAGCAGUAGCUGAAAUAAUGGAAGGAGAAAAUGCAGAAACUAAACUGGAUGGAUUCAUCGAAGAACAUAUGAGGGAAGAUGAUGGUUUGGAAAUAGCAUAUACAAUAGCAAACUUAAGCUUAAGAUGCUUGACUGGAGAACCAUCAAAUCGUCCAAGCAUGGAAGAGAUAGUAUCAUGUUUACUGAAGAUUCAAGUUAAUGUACAUAAUUGAGAACAAAUUAAUAAGAAUUGAGAAUAUGAACAUAGGCGGGGUUUAACUAACUCGAGCCUUGCUUAUUCUGCAUUGGUUCUACAGCCUAGACUAAGGCCUCAUUUGUGUUUAUUAAGAUCCAAACAUCUAAAUUCUGAAUACAUAGUUGAAUGUUAAGUUCUAUUGACUGUUGAAUGAACCCUCGACCACCUGGUACCCAACAAUGAACAAGUGACAAUCAUCUUGAUUAUGCUCUUCAAAAGCUUCAAUUUUAUCAUCGAUACUUGUUCAGUGUGUACGUCAACAUCUGCUCCCCUUCCAAUACAUUGUUCAAACAUGUAUCAAAAGAACAUUUAAGUAUGUGUAUCUUACAAAGGUAAACAUCGAUAUAAUUCAAUCAGUAUAACAAAAAGAAAAGGGCAAAAAAGAAAACUGAAAAGGUACCUUCAAUCCAGAUUUUCAGACUGCCCCCAGACAACAACUUAAUUUCAUCUAAUACUUUCUCAAAUCAUACAGUCAUAAAGUUUUUCAUAGCUAAAAAAUAAUCAUCGACCUAACAAAAGCGCAGAAGAAACAGGCAAACAUCCAACCUAUAAUCUUUAAAUACAGUGCGCAACUUUUUCUUAAAUGACACAAAUUCAUUGUCUGACCUAAACAACUGCACAAACAAAUGCUUAACAACACAUCAUCUAAUGUUAUAUUUUUGGAAUGAUCAUUUCCUAGUAUUCCGCAAAUGGUAAUAAAUAUCCAAAACAACUUAAACAACAACAAAUCACAUGUAGAUUUCUAAAGAAGCUAACACAUACUAUCCAAAACAGCUUCUGUUUUUUUUUAAUGUUCUGGAAUUAACACAUCAGAAUCUUACACAGAGAAAAACAUUGGCGCCAGUUCUGCCAACCAGUGAGGCUCCACAGCUGUCACACACUGCAUGUACUCUUUUGUCGUCAAGAUCGUCUCAUGAUAAGCCACGUAAUCAGGAAUGUAACCCAAUCCAUAGAGAGCACUAGCAGGAUGCAGGUUAUAAGGCAUCUUAUUCCUGCAAUUAACAUAUUCCCAAAUACCCUUCAACAUAGCUGCAUUAUGAAAGUUCGCUGAACAGAUUGUUUUCCGCACAACAUCCCAAUCAGGACAACAGUAGCUGAGUGGAAUUUCGAGUGUCUUGAGGAUGUCUAGCAAUUGGGAUCUUAUUUCCCUAGCCUUGAGCAGACCUUUGACCUGUAAAAACUGGUCAUUACACCAGUCUGCGCAGUAUUGAUUAGCUUUCCAUUGCUGGUAAACAUUAAGCAAUGUAAGGUGAUCAGAUUCUGGCACAACAAACAUUUCCCUAGCAGCAUCACUUUCCUCUUCCCUAUCCUUAAGUCGAAAGAAAACUGAAGGCACUGAAAGCAUAGAAGCAAUUGUCAGAACCUCAUUUAAGCAUUCAAAUUGUUCCCCCAUCGGUCCAAUGGAAACUCCGCCAUUUUUCGUCCAAGGUCCGUUGAAUCCCCAACAUUGUUUAGUGCACCUAAUACCCACAACUUAUACAUGGAGUUAACAAUAUUAUCUUGAGGAGGUGGAUCCAUAAAUCGAAAUCCAACAAGUUCUGAAUUUUGAGAGACUUGAGAAGCAAGACCACAUAUCCAAGAUUUGUCCGUUGAAUCUCUGGCACGGGGCUUUGCAGAAUUUCAUUCUCAUAUGCAUUCUCUGUAUAAAGUCUGUAAGAAGUCCCUGGGCCAGUUCUAUCAGCUCGACCAGCACGUUGGUCUGAAGAAGCUCGACUAAUGGGAAACACUUGCAAAGCAGUCAUACCCGUAUGUGGAUUAUACACCUUCAUUUUACCAUAGCCUGUAUCGAUGAAAUGGGAAAUUACCUCAAUGGUCAAGGACGUCUCAGCAAUAUUAGUAGGCAACAAUGCAUUUGCGAGCCCCAUCUUCAGCUUUCUGGAAAAUUUUUGCUUGCAGAUCAGCAACUAAGAGUAUAUAGGAAGAAUUAACAGUUUGGGUACCGGUUGCUUUGUUGAUGAAGUAAGUUGUUCCAUCCGUUCUGAAAGUGCAUUAACAGGUUGCUUCGAUCUCAUCCUGACCAGUCAAAAAGAUGAGUAUAUCACCUGGUGCACCAGUAAUAUGGAUGAUCAUGGCUUGCUUAACCGCAGCUUCGACAUAGUCUUCACAUGGGGUUUUACUAUAAACUAUUUGAACGGGAAAUGAUCUUCCAGGUAUGUGAAAUAUUGGAACACUACCAAAGAAGUUUGAGAAUUUCUGGCCGUAGAGAGUUGCAGAAGUAACAGUAAGCCUAAAAUCAAACCGUCCAGUCACAACUUUUUUGAGAAUGCCGAAAAGGACAUCAGUGUUAAGUGAUCUUUCAUGGGCUUCAUCCAUUAAAAUUAUACUAUAUUUCUCAAGAUCAGGAUCUUUAAGUGCUUCCCUUAAGAGCACUCCAUCGGUCAUGUACUUGAUAACAGUACUUGAUCCAGUGAUAUCUUCAAAACGAAUAGCAUAUCCAACUCUCUCCAAGUUCAGUUUCCAUUUCCUCACUGACUCUUUCGGCAACAGUCGAUCAUCGCUGCCACACGUCUAGGCUGGGUGCAACCUAUGAUCCCAUUAACUGCAUAACCUUCUUCGUACAGGUACUGAGUUAUCUGUGUCGUCUUUCCAGAACCAGUUUCUCCAAUUAUAACCACUACCUGGUUUUCCCGAACCACCUGCAAUAACUCAUCUCGCACAGAGAAGAUAGGCAGACACUGCCUUUUCUGUGGAAGUGUUUUAGAUUCUGUAAAAUCACUAACAUACUGCAAGAAUCUGGAUUCUCCCUUAAAAUCAACCUCACUAUCCUCGUCCACUACAGCACUAUCCGCGUCAACCUCCUCUGUACUCUUCUCCAAACCAAGGAUUCUCCCAAAACCUUUGACGAGACUUAUGCAUCUUUUGUUUUUCAUGUAUUUCCCGAACAAGAGCGGACCCUUUACGUGAAAUUAUAGCCAUAUCCGAAGUCAGGUCCUUUACAGGCAUUAUCGGUUUAGCUUGCUCAGUGAAAAUAAUCCUCCCAUCCAAAAAUGGAGGUCGCUUUAUAUCAUGAACGCGAAGAUUAACCUUUUGUUCCUCCUCCUCCUCAUCAAACUCCGUCUGCACAUUUGUCCCUCGUACAACUCCCGAUCUCAAAAGUAGAUGAUCCUCCCAGUUCUUGCCAACUCCAUAAUAUUUUUUGUUCUGAAAAGUUCUGGAGCUGGCAAAUACUGAGUAACCUUCUUCGUUAGACAAUGUACUACUACUUGAAGAUCUUACGGAUGGCCUAACUGGCGUUGGAGAAGGAGCUACAUCGUCCCAUAGAGAAGCAAUAAAAUGACAUCUCCUUUGUGGUGUUGUCCUCGUAGAACCUUCAUCAUAUCCACUUGUUUUUGUUGCAUCAUGUGAAUAUAUAUUCAUUGACACGUGUUCUCUUUCGCCUUCUAACUUUGCUGUGAUCAUCGCGGUAUUUGCUUCUUCUAUUCCUCUCCUCCUCCAUAUAUAUUGAAGGCAAUCCUGCUUCUUUGUUCGGAUUUGAGACCGCCAAUGUCACCUCCUUUGCUCAGCUCGUGCAAAUAGAAUAACACUUUGUUAUUCUAGACACACACAGCCAUAGUACUUCUCUCUAUUAUUUUCUUCAAUAUUGCU